This is a messenger RNA of Paramecium octaurelia, 932 nucleotides long. Lineage: Eukaryota; Ciliophora; Oligohymenophorea; Peniculida; Parameciidae. The record is from the annotation of a GenBank genome assembly.
AUGGGAGGAAUAUGUGAAGCUAAUCGAGGAUACCCUAUUGUGGAAUCAGGUCCUUUUGAGUGCAUCCUGCCUACGGAGAUCAAGCCUUAUGAAAUGAAGAGUAAUCUUAUGGAGGUGUAGGAGAUGUGUGCCACCAAAAUUCAAGCCAUAUUUAGAGGGCAUUAAGUGCGAAAAAAGGUAAUACUGCAAGAUAAGGAUAGAAAAGAGAACUUGAAUAAUCUUAUUAUCCAGAUUCAAAGGUGGCUGUUAAAACAGACCUUCCAGAAAUAAUCCAUCAUGAAGUUUCGAAAGUGAUGUUAUAAUUAGGAGCUUUUGAUUACUCAAAAUGUCAAUCAAUCCCUGGGGCUAAGACUUUAUGUGCUUAUUAGUUUAUUGAGAAGGGAGGGAUCUAUAUAGGUUAGUGGAAGGACCAUAAGAGGAAUGGGAAAGGAAAGCAUAUAUUUGCGGAUGGGUCAAUUUAUGAGGGCAGUUGGGUGGAUGAUAAAGCAAAUGGUUAUGGAAGAUUGAUUAUGACCAAUGGAGAUUAUUAUAUAGGAGAAUGGAAAAAUGAUAAAAAUGAUGGAAAAGGAAUUUAUGUUCAUUCCGAUAAAUCUAGGUACGAAGGAGAAUGGAAGGAAGAUCAGCUACAUGGUCAAGGAAAGGAGAUCUGGGCAGAUGAGUCCGCUUACUUUGAAGGGUAGUUCGUAAUGGGAGUUAAGGAAGGGUUUGGAAUUUAUAAGUGGGCAGAUGGGUCAAGUUAUGCUGGCGAAUUUAAGAAUGGGUAUUUUAGUGGAUAAGGAACUUAUUGUUGGUCAGAUGGCAGCAGGUACAAUGGAUAAUGGUCGAAUAAUAAGAUGAAUGGAUAUGGAGAAAUGAAUUGGGAGGAUAGGAGGAAAUAUAUAGGUAUAGAUUAAUCAUGAUGAGGGGAAUUACAAGGAUAAUAAAAAGGAGGG